CUUUUGCCAAUAACAAUAUUUGAUAGGUAAAGCAUUGAGAAGUGAGAAGAUGGAAGUGAUGAAGAAAGCAGGCAGGGGAGGGAGAAAUGGUAAAAUCUAGCAAGAUUUUUUACAGCAAAGAGACAGACAAGUCUGAAGCUUUCCACCAACGAAACUGUAAAUAUGGAAACAACAGCCGCAGCAGCACCCACGUUCUCGCCUCAUCAGCUCCACAACAAGUCCAACCUCAUCACUGUCCCUCUUCACACUUCCCAAUUUUCUCGCUCCAUGUCCAUUGUACCAAUCCUCUCUUCUACCGUUUAUGAUCCAAGCCAUGAAAGUUCCUCCCCGAUUCUUCUCCGGCCCUUCGCCCAAUCCCCCCUUCUACCGUCUUCUACUCUUUUUUCUCCUCAUCUUCGCCGAUUCCGUAUCUGGGUUCGGUUCCAUGGGCCCCAUUGCGGCGUCGUUUGGAGAUUACAGCCUCUUCUGUGCCAUUGAUGCAAGCGGGAAGCAGGCUGUGAUUUGUUGGGACGCUAAUAAUAGCUCGUCGACGGCCUCGAGUUCCUUGCAUUACUCCACUGUUUUGCCUCCGAUGGCGGCGCUCUCUGGUGGGGAGGGCUUUCUUUGCGGCAUUUUGGUGAAUACUUCCCAGGCAUUUUGCUGGGAUUCAAUGGGACUGUCUAAAAGCUCUGAUCUUGUUCCUGCGGUAUUCCAGCCCAAUGCUUAUUCUCAUCUUGCUGCUGGUAAGGAUCAUGUUUGUGCGAUUCGGGGAUCUUACUAUUCAGAAAACGAUUCUGGUAGCGUUGAUUGUUGGGAUAUUGUUAGGGUGUCCAAUAACAGUUUAAGCUCGAAACAGAGUGCUCGGUUUUAUGAUCAGUAUGCCAGUGCACUUGUGUUCAGAAAACUUGUUUCUGGUGAUGGCUUUAGUUGUGGUGUUAUUAGAGAUGGGGGUAUUGCUUGUUGGGGUCCAAAUUCUGGUUAUAUAGGAGUCUCUGGCAUAUCAGAGAAUUUUGUGGCCUUAGCUUCAGGGGUAGGCUCAAUUUGUGGUGUUUCACAGAUGUCUGGUGAGGUCAAAUGUUGGGGUGAUAACAAUACAUAUAAUAAUCCUCCAAUUGGUACUAGAUUUGUAUCGCUGGCAGCUGGUGCACAGCAUUUUUGUGGGAUCAGGGAGGACAGUCAUGGGAUCGAGUGUUGGGGGAACUUCAACUUGUCAUUGAUUCCGAAGGGAUCAGGUUUUCUUGCCAUUGCUUCGUCUGACUUACUUUCUUGUGGUAUUAGGGAAAGUGAUUUGGUGCUUGAUUGUUGGUUUGCUAAUGUAACAUCGUCUGCGAAUUACGAUCCUCCAUUGCAGUUAUGCAGUCCAGGCCUAUGCACAGCUGGUAGUUGUGGGGAAGGGAUGUUUGCUUUCAAUGCAAGCCUCCUCAACGAACCAGAUUUGACAAGCUUGUGUGUUAGGAAAGAUCUAAAGAUUUGUUCGCCUUGUGGGUUAAAUUGUUCUGAGGGCUUUUUCCCUUCUAGUUCAUGUACUUCAGAUGCAGAUAGGGUUUGCACAUCUUGCUCUCUCUGCCAGAACAGUUCUUGUUGGGGUGUUUGCAGGCUCCAGUCUUCACGAGAGAUGCGGCAGAAGCACUGGGAUCAAUGGCGUCAACUACUCCUUAUAAUUGGGUCUGCUGCUGCAGGACUCCUGCUAAUUUUGGUUGCCUGGUGUCUUUUACCUCGUGUGAUGGUCACCAACAAAGAAGAAGGGCAGAAGAAAAAAUUUCUGUCCUGCAUUCGCAAGCCUCAGCCGGAAGCUGAGCGAAAUGCUGAUCACCAUCCUCCAGCAUCAGUGGCCCCAUGCCCCGGAGUAGCUCAAGUUUUCCGACUCUCAGAACUAAAGGAUGCAACUAACGGGUUCAAGGAGUUCAACGAGCUUGGCAGGGGAAGCUACGGUUUUGUCUACAAAGCUGUCCUCCCAGAUGGGAGGCAAGUAGCAGUAAAGAGGGCUAAUGCCGCAACAAUAAUCCACACCAAUAGCCGGGACUUUGAAAUGGAGCUGGAGGUCCUUUGCAAUCUUCGUCACGGCAAUAUUGUCAACUUAUUGGGUUAUUGUGCAGAGAUGGGAGAAAGACUUUUGGUUUAUGAGUUCAUGCCACAUGGGACACUUCACGAUCACCUCCAUGGUGGUCUGUCUACUCUAAACUGGAGCCUGAGGCUGAAAAUUGCAAUGCAGGCUGCAAAGGGACUUGAGUACCUACAUAAGGAAGUGGUACCUCCUAUUGUUCAUCGUGAUGUUAAGAGCUCAAAAAUCCUUUUGGAUGCUGACUGGGGAGCUCGAAUUGCAGAUUUUGGGCUGCUCACUCCAAAUGAAAGGGAUCUUACGGCAGACAUGAGAAUGGAUGUUUAUGGAUUUGGAGUUGUACUUCUUGAGAUUCUUAGUGGAAGAAAGUCGUAUGACGGGGACUGUGUCCCUCCAAACAUAGUUGACUGGGCGUUACCUCAAAUUAGACAGGGCAAGGCGCCUGCCAUAAUUGACCGGUAUGUGGCUCUACCUAGAAAUGUUGAGCCUCUGCUUAAACUUGCAGAUAUAGCUGAGCUUGCUUUGAGAGAAGAUCCCAAUGAGAGGGCUUCCAUGUCGGAUUUGGCUCUUUUGCUGGACCAAUUGGUGAAGGAUGGAUUGAUCUUGUAGUUUCAGAUUGUAUUUCUGUAUUCUUCCUUUUAUGCUUUUCGGUGAUUUCUAUCAUUCAAAAAACAAAGCAUAAGAUAGAAUCUUUCCAUGAGUAUGCCCCCACAACUGUACAUUUCUUAUGAGCUUCUUGUAAAUUUUUGUUGCUUACCAAGUCAAAUCUCAGCUUUCCUAAAGUUGAAGAUAUGAACUUUUAUUUGUUAUUUUUUUUUAAAAAAAAAUAAAGAAUAAAGAAUACAGAUAGACUUUUGCCA
Sesamum indicum (sesame) is the source of this 2898-nucleotide messenger RNA. RefSeq names its product CRINKLY4 related 1 (gene CCR1). The record is from RefSeq and is a predicted model, not a curated record. NCBI's taxonomy places the organism in Eukaryota, Viridiplantae, Streptophyta, Magnoliopsida, Lamiales, Pedaliaceae. Gene Ontology annotation, biological process: protein phosphorylation. Gene Ontology annotation, molecular function: protein kinase activity; ATP binding; protein binding.